Sorghum bicolor (sorghum) is the source of this 2795-nucleotide messenger RNA. Its product is annotated as target of Myb protein 1. NCBI's taxonomy places the organism in Eukaryota, Viridiplantae, Streptophyta, Magnoliopsida, Poales, Poaceae. Gene Ontology annotation, biological process: protein transport to vacuole involved in ubiquitin-dependent protein catabolic process via the multivesicular body sorting pathway. The record is from RefSeq and is a predicted model, not a curated record. Bases 483 to 2474 code for a protein of 663 amino acids. Gene Ontology annotation, molecular function: phosphatidylinositol binding; ubiquitin binding. The transcript has 10 exons.
ACACCAUUCAUUGGUCCAGGCUCAACUCAAGUACCUCCCCGUGGCAGUUCAAAGAAAAACUAAAAAAAGAACCAAAGAAAACGACAGCAAUCGAAGGGAACGCGAAGUCGGAAGCCCCCGAAGGAGACGAAACGAGGCGGAGGAAAACCACCCCGAACAGAGACGAUCAGAAGAGUACAAGCAGCGUCGUCACAACACAAUUCAGAAAAUCGUCGAGUUCUAUUCUAUCGUGCUCGCCGAAAGACCGCCGCCUCGAACGACUCGACACGACACGACGGUCUUGGCUCCCUCCGCCACCGAAUCCACCACAAAAACCACCAUUUCUUGUUUUUUUCCCCUGUUCACCGGAGGCCGGCGGCUGGCCAAGAACAUCAAGAACAAGGGAGAAAGGGGGGAUUUUGUUGGGCGAGCAGGCGAUUUCCUUUUGCAACUCCGGCUUCAGUGAGUCGUUGUGGUGGUAGUGGUGUUUGGACGGAGCGGAGAUGUCGUCGGCGAUGGUGGAGCGGGCAACGAGCGACAUGCUCAUCGGCCCCGACUGGGCGAUGAACUUGGAGAUCUGUGACAUCGUCAACCGCGAACCAGGGCAAGCAAAAGAUGUGGUGAAGUCCCUCAAGAAACGCAUUGCGCACAAGAACCCAAAGGUUCAGCUUCUUGCUCUCACGUUGCUGGAGACGAUGAUAAAAAAUUGUGGGGACAUUGUGCAUAUGCUUGUUGCUGAGAGAGACAUACUUCAUGAGAUGGUCAAGAUAGUAAAGAAAAGGCAUGAUUAUAAUGUUAAAGAGAAGAUUCUCACGCUGAUAGAUAGUUGGCAAGAAGUUUUUGGUGGUGCUCGUGCAAGAUAUCCGCAAUAUUAUGCAGCAUAUGAGGAGCUCUUGCGUGCUGGAGUCGUAUUUCCUCAAAGAUCGAAUGGUUCUGUGCCAAUCAUCACUCCUCCACAGACUCAGCCUCUACAAAACUAUCCCUCAUCUUUACGCAUUUCACAGCAGGAGGAACUUGACUCGCCAGCUUCAGAUUUCCCUGCAUUAAGCCUUACAGAAAUUCAGAACGCACGUGGCAUCAUGGAUGUUCUUUCAGAAAUGCUGGAUGCUUUAGAUCCGGGUAACAGAGAGGGGCUUAGACAGGAUGUCAUUGCAGACCUUGUGGAUCAAUGCCGUUCUUACAAGCAAAGAGUAGUUCAGCUUGUCAACAGUACAUCGAAUGAGGAGUUGCUCAGCCAGGGUCUUUCUUUGAAUGAUGAUAUGCAGCGUGUUCUCGCAAAACAUGAUGCUAUUGAUGCAGGUGUAGCAGUUCGGGUGGAAAAGCCAAAGUCUCUGCAGUCCCAAAUUGAGAGUUCUUCAACAAGAAAGCCAGAUACCAUGGAACCAAUUCAAAGGUCUUCAGCAAGCACAAGUGCCACCAACCAGUCUCCCUUUGGGAUUUUAGCCCUUCCUGCGCCUCCAUCUAGUAGUUCGAAAGCACCUUUAAUACCAGCUUCUAGUAUGGACCUCCUUAGUGGAGAUGAUUAUAUCAAAACCGAACCUGCAAACUCUCUAGCACUUGUUCCUGUCACUGAAUAUUCAGCUGCAGACAAGAAUGUCUUAGCCUUCGCCGAUAUGUUUGAACAAAAUACUGCCAACAAUAGCAACCAUAACCUUCCAAAUUCUUUUCAAUCUUCGACUUCAAAUUCUACUAUCUCUACAUCACAAACAUAUCCUGCACCAGUGCGACCUGUGUUGCCUCAGCAUUCAGCUGCUGAUCCAAAUGGGGCCAGAUCCAAUGCCAUUGUACCUUAUGAUCAGCAGUCCCAGUUGAACUCUACAGGUUCUUGGAAUGGACAGACAGCUUAUGGAACAAAUCACCAAAAGGAAGCACUAAGUUAUGGCACAGGUGAUCAAAAUGGAGGCAUUCCACCAGCACCGUGGGAAAUUAAGCGAUCCACUAAUCCAUUUGAUGACGAUCAGCUUGUUGGAACGGCACUGCAAGCACGAGGCAUGCAGCCUCAACCAGUGCAACUCAGUCAGCAUGGGAACAAAUUCAUGUCAGCACAACCAAUGCCGAGGGGACAGACAGGAAGAAUGCACUUGCAACAGGUGCCUGGUGCUCAGCUUGGCGCUCUACAACCACAGGCUAUGCCGAACAUGCAGUACAGGGGGAUGCAUCCUUCAAUGCAAAUGAAUCAAGGAAUGGGCAUGUAUUCCCAACCAACCUUUGGAGGAUAUUAUGGAAUGAACCAACCACAGCUUUACAGUGUUCAUAUGUCUGGUUAUGGAUAUGGUCAGCAAUCUGGAGGCUACUAUAUUCCGAAUGCUGCAUAUGCGUAUGCUAGUGCAAACGAGCUUGCCCAGAGGAUGAAUGGCCUUUCAGUUCAAAACGGUGAUCCAAAUGGAAUAACAGCAAAUAAGCAGAGCAGACCUGAGGAUUCACUCUUUGGCGAUCUUUUGAGCAUCGCCAAGAUGAAGCAGAACAAACCUGCAGCUGGCAAGGUUGGUGGCUAAGUGUGAGUAAAGAAGAAAGUACCUAAUUUCAUCUUAUUUGCCAGCAGCAGAAGCUUUUUCCUGACAGUACAUAUAAUUCUUUUGCCACGUUUUAUGCAAUGCCAGAAUCCAGAUGGCUUCUGGAUGUAAGCUCAUCUGAGUAGGAAUUCAUAUCGGGAAGUGGACAUUAUGAUGCUUGUGGCGGAGCCUCAUAGCAAGUGUGUCUAUAACUCUAAUAUGUAAAUAUGUAUUGUCAUAAAUUCCUUUCUGCGCAAAUAUUAGGCAGAAACAGAGGAUUCCUGUUCUCCAUAAACCCUGUUCUUUUAUUUAUUUAUCUUCAAA